AAUCGGAGAGUAAAAGGGAUAGUAUUGUAGAAGUGCUCUCCGGGGAGGCCUAAGUCGGACUCGGUGUGGGAAAUAGUAUAGGGAUUAUGAAUGGAAUGGGGAGCAAUGACGGGUAAAUGGAAAGGUCGGAGACUGUAUGUUGGGGAUGAAAAGAGGUCAACCGGAGCGGAGUAUCGCACCCGCUUCUCCGAGGUUUGAAGAUCCGCCGGCAAGUGCCGUACUCGCGGUGUUUGACCGGAAUUUCUUCAUUCCCAGGGUAUCGGUGAAAUAAACCGCGUCGGAAAAUUUGAAGUUCAAUGUGUAUUGAUGUAUAUCCAGCCUGAGUCCAAGCUUAAAUUGCAAUUAGUCAAUUGUGACCCUCCGUUUCAAAAGUCAUAGCGGGUAUUGUGAAGACACGUGUCUGUAGGAAGCCUUAGGCAACAAGGUCAAAUGUGUGGCUACAGGGAUAACUAGUAGCUCAUCAGCCUCAUUGAUGUGGCUCAAGCAGGGUCGGAGCUCACUCAGCUUCACCUCCGUCAUCAUCAGUCUUCCUCUAAUCAUCAUCAUUCCUUCUUCCCUCUCAGGACUUUCGCUCUCCCAGGCUUUCUUUUCUUUUCACCCCUAUCACGCAUACGUCUGACUUUUGUCUCAUCUCACAUCCACUUAAUAACUAGUUCCCGUGUCUUCUGAUUCCGCCAUGCCUGCCACCACGGCGGACACCCUUUCCCUCGUCACGCGAACCGUCACGGUCGCCCCGUUAGUGCUCCUCUCAGUCGCAGAUCAUUAUGGUCGCUCGGCCAAGGGAACUCGCAAACGUGUGGUGGGAGUAUUGCUGGGGGAGAACUCGGGUCAAAAUGUUCGAGUAUCAAACAGCUUUGCGGUCCCCUUUGAGGAGGAUGAAAAAGAUCCCUCAGUGUGGUUCUUAGAUCAUAAUUUUGUCGAAUCGAUGAGAGACAUGUUCAAGAAGAUAAACGCUCGUGAAAAGCUCAUUGGAUGGUAUCACUCGGGCCCGAAGCUACGGGCCUCUGACCUAGAAAUUAAUGAGCUAUUCAAACGAUACACACCCAAUCCUCUGCUGGUGAUUGUCGAUGUCCAACCAAAGGAGGUCGGCGUGCCGACAGACGCCUACUUUGCCGUGGAUGAAAUCAAAGAUGAUGGCACCACCACUUCCAAGACCUUCGUUCAUACCCCAUCCAUAAUCGAAGCAGAAGAGGCGGAGGAGAUCGGUGUUGAGCAUCUUCUCCGAGACAUUAGGGACGUUGCUGUCGGUACCCUCUCCACUCGCAUAACGUCGCAGCUGCAGUCCCUGCAGGGCCUUCAUCUACGCCUGCGGGACAUUGGGCAGUAUCUGCAGAAAGUGCUUGACCAUGAGCUACCCGUCAAUCAUGCCAUACUAGGCAACCUUCAAGAUGUCUUCAACCUCCUUCCCAACCUAUCGACCCCACCAGUGACACCACGCCUCAGCGGGUCGGAACAGCAGUCAGAGAAUAGCGAGCUGGCACGUGCCAUGAGUAUAAAGACCAACGAUCAACUAAUGGCUAUCUACCUGAGCAGUUUGAUCCGCGCCAUCACUGCCUUUCAUGAUUUGAUCGAGAACAAGAUCCAGAAUCGACAACAGCAAGAAGAAAAUGAGCUGAAGAGGGAACAGGAAACCAAUGCCGCUAGGGGCGAAAAGGAGGCGAAGAAGGCGAACGGGGCCAUGAAUGGAGAGCAAAAGGAAGAGCUGGAUGGAUCCAAGGAAAAAUACAAGAAGAAGGGUCAAUAAAAUACUAGCCGGGCUAUUGAGUCAAUGUGAUACGAUUUAAAGCUACUUAGUCCGACAUCGAAAUGUAGAGGGCUGUAACGCUACUCUGAUCAGGCUUCAUCAAAUCGACUUUUAAGAAUCUGACUUGAGGCCUUGUGCCGGUUCCCAAUACUCAUGACACUGUUGAAAGCUGAGUUUCGGCACAAAACCCCCCGCGCCCCUUCUCUUUCACUCCCAAAUCAACGAGACCGAGACAAGAGAGUUAUUAGCAUAUGUAUUUACAUCUUGGGCUUUCAGUUCUUCGUUAUUUCAGACCCAGCCAUCAAAAGUGAGCUCGAGGUCGGUUUGUAUACGUAGACGGCUGAGCAGCAGGCCAGGUCCUCUCUGCACGAGAUCGACCUCAAAUUUUAUGCUGUCCA
Aspergillus caelatus is the source of this 2142-nucleotide messenger RNA. It is a transcript of the gene rpn8, whose product is annotated as proteasome regulatory particle lid subunit RPN8. Lineage: Eukaryota; Fungi; Ascomycota; Eurotiomycetes; Eurotiales; Aspergillaceae. Gene Ontology annotation, cellular component: proteasome regulatory particle; proteasome complex. Gene Ontology annotation, biological process: proteasome-mediated ubiquitin-dependent protein catabolic process. Bases 677 to 1744 code for a protein of 355 amino acids. The record is from RefSeq and is a predicted model, not a curated record. The transcript has 3 exons. Gene Ontology annotation, molecular function: protein binding; metallopeptidase activity.